AACUUUUCAACAGGAACUACAACAGAAGCAGCAACAACAACAACAACAACAAAUAAUAACUACUCCACAAAUUCAAGCACAAGAAAAUAAUUCAAAUAAUGCUCCGUACAAGAUCCAAAUGGCAGCACUUGAAGGGAAAACUAUCCACUGCAUAAAUGCCAACCCUUGUAUAUAUUCGGAUUGGAUGGUGACCUUAAAAGACCUUGUCUGGAUGGUAUUGCCUUCUUGCAAUGUUGCGAAAUGCGCUCACAUCCUGCACAUAUGCUUAAAAUCGACGAUAUUAUUUGGGAAAUCUGAACAGUUGGCCAUGUUGAAAGAGAAUGGACUCAUCCGGUCAAUGAACCCCGCAGAUACACCGAUGGCCAUGUUGAAAGACGUCACGCUACUGUUACCACAGUUAAAGACAUUAGUGUUAAUGCAAGAUAAAGAAUUAUAUACCAAUACCAAUCUGCAGGUGGACCUUCCAAGUGACAACAUAUCAGCUAGGAAUUCGUCAGACACAGGGGAAGCCGACCAACUGUCCGAAGCCAUGUCAACUUGUAAAAUAAAAUAGUUAAUUAAUUAGUUGUUUAUAUUUAAUUUAUGUACUGACCAAAAAACAAAAUGGGACAUAUUAAAUUAAUUAAUAUUGUUUUAUUUUGCGUUUAAAAAGAAGUAGAAAUCUUCUGAUGUCUUAUUACUCACAUAU
This is a messenger RNA of Acyrthosiphon pisum (pea aphid), 688 nucleotides long. RefSeq lists its product as uncharacterized. The transcript is spliced from 3 exons. The coding region runs from base 119 to 553 and encodes 144 amino acids. The record is from RefSeq and is a predicted model, not a curated record. Lineage: Eukaryota; Metazoa; Arthropoda; Insecta; Hemiptera; Aphididae.